UGUACGCAAUAUCUUAUGGUUUCAAAAUGGCGAGAGACCGACUGCUUUGUUACUGAAACUUUGGAGUUGUUUGUAAAACUAGAGCUCAUAGAAAACCACGAAAUUACGUCAUCUGUUCGAAGAAAUUGCACCAGGUAACAGUAUAUUGUUUCUGCUCGUACCUGUCACCGGAUUCAUGCAAUACCUGACAAGCACAUAAGCUAAACUGGUGUUUAUUCCCAACUGGUGAACAAUACUAUGCCUCGUUACGGGGCGAAAACUUACGGGCGAACUGUCCGUAAAGACGACAAUGACCAUUUUGAUGAUUUAUGGAACAAGAGUAAAGACAGCACUCGACCUGUGACUCGGCACUCCCCUGCUAAACGGCCAGCUAACAACCAAGUGCAAACCACUUCCCGACAAACUAGAUCGUCCCCAUCCAAGCCUUUAAGAAUGGCUAGCUCUGAGAGUUCCAGGCCGACGCGACAGAACACUGUAUUGAAAGAGGAUGUGGUGGGUGUAACAAGUCCAAAGAGGAGGAGAAGAGCGAGCAGCACGGAUGAUCCCUUCAGCUUUAGCAGUGAUGAUGAUAAAUCACCCGUUAAAAGGGCCACCACUGACCAGAACAACGCUAGUGAUUCCAAUAACUCCAACUCUCGACAGACGAGAGCAUCACUACAGUUCGACAAUGGUGUUGAAUCCAGGAAUAGUUCCAGAGCAGCACCUAGGGCUGCCAAUACGACCAGGAGCAGUGCAAAGGAAAAAUCUCCAGGUAACCAAACCUUGAUCACGCAAUUUGCCAAGAAUUCAAGAAAUAAUGACUCAUCGAGUGAGAAAAGGGACAACACCGACGUAGAAAUGAUUAGUUUGGACGACAGUUUGGGUAGCCCGAAUGGAUCAGAUUUCUCCAGUUCGCAAACUAGUGUAGUGUCUUUGUCAUCAGGCAGUCAGCGUUCGAGUGGUUCGUCAGCGGUGAAUGCCCGCCAGGGUAGGAGGACGGCUGGCAAACUUAAGACUGUUGCUGAGACCACAAGCACAGAUGGUUCCUCUUCUCAGCUAUCAUCAGGUAGUGCCUCCUCGCUGAGAGGUAAGACAAGAGCAACGAACAGUGCUAGCCAAUCGUCUAAGAAAAACCUAAGAACUAAUCCCUCAGGCUCUAGUCAGGACUCUGCAAUGAAGAGUGAUGAUGAUUCUGAUGACUCGGAAGUCAUUAUUUCAAGUACUAGUAGGAGUAGCAGCUCCCAGGGAAGUAGUAGUCAGUCUUUGAGUCAGUCAUCUGGAACGUCAAAGUCGUCAACGUCCAAACCUAGUCUGAAGACCUCUAAAUCGUUACCACCAGCCAAGCCUUCGUCCUCAACAGCUUACGAUGAAUUUGAUUUCUCGGAAGACGAUGAGGAGAUAGAGGCUCCUCCUGCACUGUUAAAGGCGAAGUCCGCAGGUGCUUUGGACAAUGUCAAGAAGAUCUUCAACAGUCCAAAGAAGUCCCCUGCCAAGGCAAAGUACAAUGCAAGAUCAUGGAACAAACCUGAUGUACCAGAAGAGGACGAGUUUGCUAGCUCCUCUGCCUCCUCCAGUCAAGGGUCCAUCCCGUCCAAGCCUGCCCCGUUCAGGACCAUCGAGGGGGGCAAGCAGAGGGGGGCAAGCGGGCUAACCAGGCAAACCGUGUACCCUAAGAAGGUCAACCACUCCAUGGUGACAUCACUCAAGUGCAAGCGGGACGAGAAGAAGCUCUACACUGUGGUGAGGCAUGUAAAGGGGGCUUCAGACUGCCAAGAGUCGGGUGAGAGUCAGCAAUAUGCAGAUGAUAUCGAGUACCUGAUGGAGGGGCUGAAGGGAACAGAGAAUGUGGGAACGCGCUGUCUGAGUACGAUGGGUUUUGUAGAGAAGUGUUCCAUGCCACAGUUCAGAAUGCACAUGAGAGCGCAUGGGACCAUCUCCAAGGUCUUCGGAAAACUGCAAGAUGCUGCCCAAGAUCCAUGUCUUGGUCUAUGCACGUCGGGACUGAUGUACAUGCUGAGCAGAGACCGACUGAACAUGGACCUGGACCGGGACAGCCUCUGGCUCCUGGUCCGGCUCCUGAGCAAGGACUCGGCCCACCGGAUCCACCAGCUGGAGCCCACCCAGCAGGCGGAGUACAAGAAGGUCCAGGAGAAGCUCUGGGCCGUCUUCUCGGAGCUCCCCAAGGCCAGCAACUCCCUGGGGGACAUCGAGACCAGUGAUCUUUCGAACGGUCAUCUCGCUAUGGAGUCGCUGUUAUCACUAACAUCGAAACGGGCUGGAGAGUGGUUCAAGGAGGAGCUGAGGUUAGCAGGAGGUCUGGAGCACAUAGCACAAACAGUGAUCUCAGCCGCUCUCAGUCUCAGUCCUGUCAUCGUCCGGAUGGAAGGGGAGAACCUGGUGCUGUUCAAGACCAUGAACAGAUGUCUGCGUGUCCUGGAGAAUGUGACCUUCAUGAACAACGAGAAUCAGCAGUAUCUCCUGGAGCUCAAAGGCUGCGGCUUAGUCAAGGCUGUUGGAAAGGCCUUACGGAUGUGUGAGAACCAGCUUGAGCUGUGCGGAGAGCCAGAGGUACACGUUAUUAAGAAACUAGACAGCUACGGUCUUCAUGCAAUCUUACAUCAGGGACUCCUUGCAACACUCAGAUUACUACUCAAUAUAUCUCAUGAUAAUGAAUGGGGCAGUAUGAAAGUCGGAGAACAGGAAGGUCUGAUGGCAACAACCUUACAAUGUGUCUUACAGAUGCCUCAGUAUAUCUGCAAGGAUCAACGCUUUGAUGUAUUAGUUCUGAGUCUUGGUCUACUCAUCAACCUGGUGGAGCACAGCCCUGCAAACACCAGGAAACUCAUCUCCAUGAAGACCCAAAGAUCCUUUGAUUCCAAGAACAGCCAAAGCAGUCAAGAGAGCUCCUCAUCGGAAGGGGGCACAGAACCAGAGGUAGUAACUUCACUGGAAGCUGUAGUGCAGCUUUUCCUUCAGCGGCAGCAGCAGGCGCUCAAGGCAGAAAGCCAGUCGGAGGAGGAGAUGAUGGGGGAGGAGCCAGAGGAGUGGUCUGUUGCCCAUAGCGACCCGCUGGACUGGAUAACAAUAGAGAGGGAUUCAGGGAAGGGGCAGAAUGGCCCACAACCGACGGAAGAGGAAAUCAAGUCUUCGGUCAGAAAAGCCCUCCAUUCAGCAGGAAAACACAUGGAAGACAGUAUAGUAGCGUCCUACGCAGCCCUCUUACUGGGGUGCCUACUACGAGAAAACAAUUUGAACGUUGUGAGUGUACGAGACUGCCUUCCGGAUGGUGACUUCACGUGUAUGGUAGACAUGCUGAAGAAAUUCUUGUCUUUCAUUGAAUUAACGAACGCUGCUGGAAACACUGGCAGCAGAAGUAUAUCGAAAGUGAUCGAGGUCUUGGAAUGCUUCUAAUCUAGAGAUGGGCACCAAAGCAGCUACUGAAUGAAUGCAUGCACUCCAAAGAGGGAUACGUCACUACUAAUUGGUCUUCCAGUAUCCGCAGAUAUGGUCUUGACUUGGGACCCAACCCCACCACCAUUAAUGCUACCUGCCUCAUCAGAGAGGGUUCGUGGCACGGAAUCGACUGUGCCUCUGCACGAUGGCGGUCAACCAUUACGAGUUCUUGGAGAGUUUGUAGGACUGCCUAGGGUAGGGGUGAUUGCUCAGGGGUGAGGGGAUGCUCCUCCUUCAUAGUCUUGGAGUGGGUGUGAGGAACAUGAGUGCUGGUGUCAGGAUCAGUAGUCCCUAGGAUAGGACAUGAAGCUAUAGGUCCUCUAUUCGUCUUGGUUUGGGGUUUGUUUUGGGGAAAAGGGAGUGUUUCUCUCUCCUGUGAUUAUGUGUUGAGACCUUGAUUAGCGGUAUCAGAAGACUCGCCCCUCAGAUAGGACAUCAAGCUAUAAGUACACUGAUCAGUGAAAAGGAUACACCUAGAUUCUGCAGCAUCUUAGGCAUCAGUGAUAGAAUCAGGGGUCGCUUUUGUCAGGGGAAACUUGGAUAAGGUCUAAGGGAAUUGUGAAUAUCUGAGAGCGAGUCUUGGAAACAUUGUGGACUUUGAAAGAGAGGUUACACUUCAAGGGAUACUAGGUUAGAUCGUUCUUAUUAUACAUGAGGUAAAAGGUGGAAAAAUUAGUCACUGCAAAGUGAAAGUCUUAACGAAAAGAUCAUAAAUUGAUAUUUCGAUAAUACAGUUUAUAUUAACAUUCCUUUUCAUACUGCUCUUUUAAGCAAGUCCUUGUGAACGCAAAUCAAUUUUUUAUAUUACUAACACUUCUCAGAUCCGUUCCCAUUCAAAAUGUGUUUCAAGUAUUUAACUGAAACCAUCUUUAAUGAGUUUGCUAGAGUUUAAACCCCUCAUGUUACAUAAAGAGUAAUUCUUCAACUGCAUGUAAACCAUUACAAGGUUGACUUAAUUUGUUUGUGUCGAGAUAAAAUUUUCCAAUAUGGGUAAAAUGGUGAAUUUGCUAGGGUAUCCAAGGGGACAACAAUACUCAAGUUCUUAGUAGCUCAUGUGUACAUAGUUUGGCAAUUUCGUUUUAGGAAAUUGCGUAUUCAUUUUUGAUGUUCAGAAGAGUUUAUUUGAGAGUAAAUUUGAUGGCAAAGAAUGGCAUGCUUUUUCCUUUUAUGGAAGUAUGA
Messenger RNA from Strongylocentrotus purpuratus (purple sea urchin), 4611 nucleotides. RefSeq names its product wings apart-like protein homolog (gene wapl). Gene Ontology annotation, biological process: regulation of chromosome condensation. The transcript has 16 exons. The record is from RefSeq and is a predicted model, not a curated record. NCBI's taxonomy places the organism in Eukaryota, Metazoa, Echinodermata, Echinoidea, Camarodonta, Strongylocentrotidae. Bases 238 to 3390 code for a protein of 1050 amino acids.